GGGCCGACACCAUGAGUGAGACGAGCUCCAUCAGCAUAGAGGCCACAACCGACAGCAGAGACACCUCAGUGGCCACCUCCAUCCUGCUGCCCUUCCCAGCCAGCCGUGGCCGGGAGGAGGUGGACAACCGCAGUGAGCACAGCUACAGCGAGUAAGGAGCCAGCGGCUCCUCCUUCGAGGAGCUGGACCUGGAGGUCACUGGGGAUGGGGAGGGAGCCUCAGGCCUGCUGCCCGACAUGGGCUACACGGGCAACCAGGAGGUCACAGACAAGUGGACCAAGGAGCCCAUUGCUGCCGAGAGAGGAGAAGAGUGA
This is a messenger RNA of Pelecanus crispus (Dalmatian pelican), 314 nucleotides long. The record is from RefSeq and is a predicted model, not a curated record. NCBI's taxonomy places the organism in Eukaryota, Metazoa, Chordata, Aves, Pelecaniformes, Pelecanidae.